CUCCUUCCUCCCCGCACCUCGAGGAAAAAGCACGACACGCUGGAAAAGUCAGGCCCGCGAUCUGUAUUGAUUGACAGCAAUCUGGGCGUCCGUCGCAGCUGUGAAACCGUGGUCAGCUUAGGCUACGGACGCGUUGCCCGUUCGCCACCGCUGCGCCGGGGUCGCCACCACCACGCCGAGGCGGUACAGGCCUUUGGUUCAGAUCGAGGCCACGUGCUGCUUGUGUCGACAGCGGUGCAGACGCCCACACACGCCGUGCGUACUGGUAGCAGCAACGCGCGAUGAAAACUGCAGGCCAGCACGGUCUCCAUGUGCCCUGCCCCACCCUGCUGAAGCGUCGGUUCCCCCGCUCCGUCUGGGAAGAGGAGGAGGAGGAGGAGGAGGAGGAGGAGGAGGAGGAGGAGGAGGAGGAGGAGGAAGGGACGCAGGAAGAGGAGGAGGAGGAGGAGGAAGACCACCACGCCAUGUCACAGGGUGACGAUGACGGUCGGCUUGAAGAUGUCGGUAAGCUCUGAGUUGUCACUGCAACCGCCGACGCCAGGGGCAUCCGGCAGAAGCAAGACCACCUGCUUGAUCGGCGACCUGGUGGAGUUCUGCUUGCCAUUCCGAGAGGUCUCCGAGCUCCGGAACAGGCAGCUGAAGAUGGAGAAGGCCUGCAUCCCUGGCAUCGCGCCUAGUAGGGCAAUCGGAGGAAUUACUGGCGCUCGCGAGGGGAACCUGUAGAGGGAGCGGCUUGAGCCAAAAUGGCUACGGAGGUUCGCGUUCCCCUUCUUGGGCCUCUCUUGGGGCCUCUCUCGGGGCCGUCUUGGGCCCCUUCGAGCCGUCUUGGGCGCCUCGGGCAACGUCUGGGGCCC
Prorocentrum cordatum is the source of this 854-nucleotide messenger RNA. Lineage: Eukaryota; Dinophyceae; Prorocentrales; Prorocentraceae. The record is from the annotation of a GenBank genome assembly.